Molecule: messenger RNA, 1023 nt
Organism: Tuber melanosporum (Perigord truffle)
Lineage: Eukaryota; Fungi; Ascomycota; Pezizomycetes; Pezizales; Tuberaceae
Exons: 2
Coding region: 1-1023 (340 amino acids)
Biological process (GO): carbohydrate metabolic process
Cellular component (GO): extracellular region
Molecular function (GO): chitinase activity
Source: RefSeq, a predicted model, not a curated record
AUGACCUCAUUCCUAUUGAAAACUCUUCUGACCCUUCUCUUGGCCAUACUCGGCCUGUCCAGCGCAGCAGCACUGCCCAUGGGAACUCUCAGGGCCCGCGCUGUCGGAUUUCCAAUCAACACUGCUCUCCCCACAGGGAAAUCGACAACACCCGCCCAAACGGUCGCCUACUUUGGCCAGUUUGGCAAAUUAGGAGAGGAUAGUCUGUCGAAAUUUUGCUCGAAUACUAACGUCGAUGUGGUCGUCCUGGCGUUUGUGAAUGUGUACAAAGGCGCCGGUGGGCUUCCGGGCAUGAACCUGGGUGUUUACUGCGAUACCAGGAUCCCUGGGACAGACUUGCUCAGUUGCCCUAACAUUGGGAAGGAUAUCGCCGCCUGUCAGGCUGCUGGGAAGAAGGUACUCCUGAGUCUUGGUGGCCAGGAAGCGAAUGGUAAUUCCUUGCCAGAUGAUAACUCCGCCACAGAACUCGGAGACAACCUCUGGAAACUGUUCGGUGAAGGCAAAGGGCUGGAGAGCAAGAGGCCCUUCGGCAGUGCUUUAAUCGACGGUUUCGAUAUUGAUAACGAAAACAAGGACUCCCAAGGUUACCCAAAACUGAUCUCAACGCUGCGUGCAAACUUCAAAACCGGCACCAAAAAGUACUACAUAUCCGCGGCCCCGCAAUGUCCUAUGCCGGAUGAAUCACUCGACGAGGCCGUCUAUAAAGUAGACUACCUAUUCAUCCAGCACUACAAUAAUCCCGCCUGCCAACUCGGCAAUUUUGUCAACUCUUUCAAAGCCUGGUCCGCCAAUAUCGCCGCGCGCACCACCUGCGGGACAAAAGUCUUCGCCGGUUUUCCGGGAAGCGAAACGGCCGCCGGACAGGGCUAUGCGACGCACGACGAUAUGAAGAAAUAUGUGGCCGCGGUGCGCGGGUUGCCGAAUUUUGGUGGGGUGAUGGUUUGGGAUGGGGUCCAAGCUGCGGGGAAUGUCGUCUCUGGGAAGAGCUUUUUGCAAGCUAUGAGGGAAGCUCUCGCUUACUAG